GCGCACGGGAAUAUUAUAUCAAAAGCAAUUGCAUUUAAUACCAUAUCAUCGUGAGAAAUUGUUCUUCAACCGAAGUAUAAUAAUUUAACCCAUAUUCAGGGAUACUUGGUUGACAUUAUUUACAUUUGUACAAUUCUGUGCCGCCAAACAUAACCACAGGAUUACAGCAGCAAAGGUUAGAGUGCUACAUUGUUGAACAUUGCUCAAACCCACAGAAUCACAGAUUUUGUCAAAAACCAAAUGUCAGGAUAAAGGGUACAAAGUCUAAAAUAGUGUAAGAUAAAUAGGAUAUUUGUAUUUUAUGGAAUGGUCAAAGAACACAUACUUGAAAAAAAAAAUGAAUGGACAUGUGGCCUACCAUUAUUUACUUUAUCCAUAAUAGAUGACCACUAAAAAAGAGGUGUGUCAACUGCCUCAAAUCCCACUGUUCACACAUCUGGGGCACAAUGAUCAUUUCAACUUGAAAGUGUCAAAGCAAACACACCUGUGUUUAUUCCCACUUCCCCGAUUGAAGUCACAUCCCCGAGUGACAUCAGUCCACUUACCUACAAAUAGGCUCGGGUCCGACUGCCCACAUAAGUCAGUGGGAGUGACAUGGAUCAGAAAAGAUUGGGCGUUCUACUUAGAAUCAUUGUAUUACAAUGUUUUGUCAUGGGGAGCACACUUUCCAUUCAGUCAACAGAAUGGAGGAUCCAUACCCCAACUACAAGGUUGACAGAAGGAGAUGUGGAAUGCUUUUCUGAAUACAUGGAGAUGUGGAUACACAGUAGGAGGAUUGAAGGAUUGGGACUCUGGCUGUCUGGAGCCUUAAAGAUCCAAGUAAACCUUGCUUCCUUGGACCACCUGAACCUCCAGCUGUCUGCCUGUGGAUUCUCACUGCACAAAUACCCCGACAACAACUUUAUUUUUAGAGUCGGUUACUUGGGAUGUUUCGUCCAAAAACAGAACAGCCAUCAUGUCCUAAAACUGAAUUUGGCAAAGAGGAUAAACCGAUUUGGGGGAAGACCUUAUAGUUUCACGAUGAAGUGUCCCGUGGCUUCUGUACUACCAAGCAGAGAGCAGAUCAAGUGUGACCCAGAGUCCAUUCAGGUGACCAGACAGGUUCCCUAUGACAACUGGAACAACAAGUUGCAUUGGUGGCUGUCGCUGAGCGAUCACCUCAUUGUAGCUCUGGAGGAUGCAAGCCUGAUCCAGAUGAACAUUGACAUGAGCGGACCAGACAUUACAGUUCAAGGCAGGAGAAGGGAGGUGUUGAGCCCUGUGGAAGUAUUGGGAAAUGAAGGGGAAUUCCUGGCCUUGAAGCUGGUUAGUGGCCAGUAUGCCUAUAGCAUGGAAGCUACUUGUCCCAAAGUGACCGCGUUCACGCCGGAGGAGACUGAGCUGCACAUUUUCAAACGGCGUAUGGGUUUGACAAAGCGAGGCAGUCGUGACAACGAAGCACUAACAGUCAGCGAUGUGUCGGUGAACCAGACAGACAAUUUCACUGUGCACGAGACCAGGGAAUUUGUGACACUGAUCAUCACUACAGCCGAAAUACUCCAGACCAAGACCUGUGCGGAAAGGAAACAAUUCCUGCAGCCAUUUUACAGGGUGGAUGUUGUGCUCACCUUCAAAGAGACAAAUCACAAAAUGCACUGGACCAUGGAGAACACACUGCCAUGCACAGGCAGACCUGGUGAUCCACACAUCACAUCUGUUCCACACACCACAGCCCCAUCGGCGCCCAACUUCAAGCACGAGGAGUCAACCACAGAACAGCCGGCGUACGACCAAAAGGAGCGAGCUCCAUUCGAAGAGAUGCCUGCAGAGUUUUCCUCAACUAAUUCCACUCAUACACAGUUUGAGGCCCGCAGCUUUCAUUUCUACACUGAAGAGAGUCAAAGUGUAAAUUCGUCCUCUGGAUUAGAUGGAGAUCACAUUGCUUCCAUUAAUGCCACUGAAAUAAGCCUUUUUCAUUCUCUAAAUGCAACCCUACACACUUAGAGUCAGAGUUCAUUGAGAUGCCCGCUACAGCUGAUCCAUGAGAAACUUCUCACAAUGGUUCGACUUGAAGAACAUCACCAACAAUUCAACAUAAUGAAUGGAAAUAAAGUGCAGCAAAAGCAGACAUGUUAAAAAAAUGAUAUGGUUCAUUCAAUUUAAUUUCCUUAUGUGUUUUCUGAGUCACUCAAGACUUCAAAUACAGUUCCACUGUAGUUUUUUUUAAUCGUCAUUGGUGCCAAUGGCUGCACGUCUGUUUGCAGUCUUGUAGGUGAUGCUGCGGUCAGUCAGCCCUGUGAAUGUUGAUUAUACAAGCAAAAAGAAAAGCCCCGACCUAUGCCAGCCGUUGCCUGAGGGUGGACAUUAUCCAGGCGUAGACAAGGCAGGCGUUAAAUAAACAUGUCUCUAUGCGAGCUGCACAACAAGCUGACGAAGAGAAGGCCCUGCAAUUGUUACGGCCGAUGCCACUUUGAAGCU
Molecule: messenger RNA, 2457 nt
Organism: Pungitius pungitius (ninespine stickleback)
Lineage: Eukaryota; Metazoa; Chordata; Actinopteri; Perciformes; Gasterosteidae
Gene: ciroz
Product: chromosome 1 C1orf127 homolog
Exons: 11
Coding region: 595-1983 (462 amino acids)
Source: RefSeq, a predicted model, not a curated record